Messenger RNA from Humulus lupulus (European hop), 3592 nucleotides. Its product is annotated as retinoblastoma-related protein. Gene Ontology annotation, biological process: negative regulation of G1/S transition of mitotic cell cycle; regulation of transcription by RNA polymerase II; cell differentiation. Bases 123 to 3218 code for a protein of 1031 amino acids. The transcript is spliced from 18 exons. The record is from RefSeq and is a predicted model, not a curated record. Gene Ontology annotation, molecular function: RNA polymerase II transcription regulatory region sequence-specific DNA binding. Gene Ontology annotation, cellular component: nucleus; transcription regulator complex; chromatin. NCBI's taxonomy places the organism in Eukaryota, Viridiplantae, Streptophyta, Magnoliopsida, Rosales, Cannabaceae.
CAUCACCAUCCAGUAGUACUAUCACUACCAGAUCAGCCGUUGUAAUUUUCCCGAUAAUAUGCUCCUUUUCUAGCUCCGAUUCUAGGGUUUCAAUUCCGAUUUGCACACCUCUGACCUCUCCCAUGGCCGAAUCCAACCCUUCCGAUUCCAAUCCCAGUGCCAACGUCAAUGCCAAUCACAAUGCCGCUCGCUUUCGCUUCGAUGAUUUCUGCAAGAAUAAUGGCUUUGCUUUGGAUGCGACCACUUGCACGGAAGCCAUGAAACUUUUUGAAGAAACUAAGGAUCUCAUACAGACGAACGCAUCUGCAAUUGGCGGUGGAACGCCUGAAGAAGCAGAACGCUUCUGGUUUGUCUUUAUUUUGUACUCGGUGAAGAGGUUAAGUAAUAAGGACGAAGGUGAAGUGAAACAUGGCUCUGAGGAUGGUGGGAUUACGUUAUGGCAGAUUUUGAGAGCUGCGAAGCUCAACAUUGUCGAUUUUUUCAAAGAGCUUCCUCAAUUUGUUGACAAGGCUGGUCCAGUAAUAAGUGAUCUUUAUGGCACGGAUUGGGAAAACAGACUUGAGGCCAAGGAGUUGCAGACCAAUUUUGUGUUCUUGAACGUUCUAAGCAAGUUCUAUAAGCGAGCAUACCUGGAACUAUUUAUUACAAGUGGUGCAAAUAUGGAUAACCAGUUGAUAAUGACAAGUGAUGCAAAUAUGGAUAAGCAAUCAACUGUUGGCAAUCACACUGGUUAUCUGUCAGAGUACCAUCGUUUUGGAUGGUUGAUGUUCUUGGCUUUUCGUUCACAUGUGCUCAGCCGCUUCGUAGACCUAGUGACUUGCACAAAUUGUUUGGUUGCUAUAUUGGCCAUACUAGUUAUUCAUGUCCCUGUUCGCUUCAGGAACUUUGACAUCCAUGACUUUCCAAAAUUAGUUAAAAAGGAAAAGAAAGGUGUUGAUUUGCUUGCAUCACUCAGCAACAUUCAUAACGCCUCAGAAGAUGAAUUAAAAAGGAGAAUAGAAGAGGCCAAUACUCUGAUAACUAAAAUAUUGAGGAAGAAGCCCUGUUUGGCAUCUGAAAGUGAAAGCGAAACUCUGAAGAACAUCAUUCCAGAUGGUUUGAUCUAUUUUGAUGAUCUGAUGGAUGCAUCGUUUUCAUCAAAUUUGGAUAUUUUAGAAAAAAAUUAUAAUGAUGCUAUCUGGAAUAAGUGUGGACUGGAUGAGAGGGUGUUUGUUAAUGAGGAUGACAGCGUUCUUGGUUCAGGGAGUUUAUCUGCAGGUUCUAUGACUAUGUCCGGUGUUAAGAGGAAAUUUGAUUCAAUGUCAUCUCCAACAAAGACGAUUACAAGUCCACUCUCUCCGCAUCGUUCUCCUGCAUCUCACUCUAACCACACUCUUGGGGGUGCUAAUUCAAAGAUAGCUGCUACGCCAGUGAGUACUGCAAUGACAACGGCCAAGUGGCUUCGGACUGUCAUUUCUCCAUUACCGGCAAAACCCUCACUAGAGCUGGAACGCUUCCUGGUAUCAUGUGAUAAGGAUGUUACUAAUGACGUGGUACGUAGGGCACACAUAAUACUAGAGGCCAUAUUUCCUAGCAGUGCACUAGGGGAUCGAUGUGUGACAGGAAAUCUUCAAACUCCCAAUCUUAUUAACAAAAUUUGGGCAGAAGAACGAAGAUUAGAAGCACUCAAACUAUAUUACAGGGUUUUGGAAGCAAUGUGUAGAGCAGAGGCUCAAAUUUUGCAUGCAACUAAUUUAACCUCCUUAUUAACCAAUGAGAGGUUUCAUAGAUGCAUGCUUGCCUGCUCUGCAGAAUUAGUUCUUGCUACACGUAAGACUGCCACAAUGCUGUUUCCUGCAGUGCUGGAGAGGACUGGUAUUACAGCUUUUGAUCUUAGCAAGGUGAUAGAGAGUUUCAUUCGGCAUGAGGAGUCUCUCCCAAGAGAAUUGAGACGUCAUUUAAAUUCCUUGGAAGAACGACUUUUGGAGAGCAUGGUUUGGGAAAAGGGCUCCUCAAUGUACAAUUCUUUGACAGUUGCAAGACCUGCCCUCUCUGCAGAAAUAAAUCGCCUUUGCUUAUUAGCAGAACCAAUGCCAUCUUUGGAUGCAAUUGCUGUGCAUAUAAACUUCUCUUCUGGAGCAGUUCCUCCCAUACCUUCUUUACAGAAACAAGAGACUUCGCCAGGUAACAAUGGUGAUAUGAGAUCUCCAAAGAGACUGUCCACAGAUUAUCGAAGUGUACUAGUCGAAAGGAAUACAUUUACAUCACCAGUAAAAGAUCGUUUUCUAGCAUUAAAUAACCUUAAAUCUAAGCUUCCUCCUCCUUUGCAGUCUGCAUUUGCAAGUCCAACACGGCCAAAUCCAGGUGGUGGAGGAGAAACUUGUGCAGAGACUGGAAUAAAUGUUUUCUUCAGUAAGAUAAAUAAGUUAGCUGCUGUCAGAAUCAGUGGUAUGGUCGAAAGGCUUCAACUAUCUCAGCAGAUUAGGGAGAAUGUCUACUGUCUCUUCCAACAAAUACUCAGUCAGCGGACAUCUCUCUUUUUCAACCGCCAUAUUGACCAGAUAAUCCUCUGUUGUUUCUAUGGAGUUGCAAAGAUUUCUCAGCUGAGGCUCACCUUCAGGGAAAUAAUUUACAACUACAGGAAACAACCACAAUGUAAACCCCAAGUUCUUCGGAGUGUUUUUGUUGAUUGUCCAGCAACACGCCGCAACGGGAGAUCUGCUCAAGAUCAUGUGGAUAUAAUUACGUUUUACAAUGAAACUUUCAUUCCUGCUGUAAAACCUCUACUGGUUGAGCUUGGUCCUGCUGCGGCAAAUACAAGAGCCAACAGAGCUCCUGAUGUUAAUAAUAACAAUGAUGCUCAAUGUCCUGGAUCUCCUAAGGUGUCUCCAUUCCCAAGUCUCCCUGAUAUGUCCCCAAAGAAAGUGUCUGCAGCACAUAAUGUAUAUGUGUCGCCAUUGCGGUCUUCCAAGAUGGAUGCUCUAAUCUCACAUAGCUCAAAGAGUUACUACGCAUGUGUUGGAGAAAGCACUCAUGCAUACCAGAGCCCUUCCAAAGAUCUGACUGCCAUCAAUAAUCGAUUAAACGGUAAUCGAAAGAUCAGGGGCAUUCUCAAUUUUGACGACGUUGAUGUUGGCUUGGUUAGCGAUUCGAUGGUAGCCAGCAGCCUGUACCUUCAAAACGGGAGUUCUGCAUCCUCAUCGGGAGCACCAUUGAAAACGGAGCAACCUGAUUUCUAAUUCAAUGGCUUCCCACCUUUUUUUUUUCUUUAUGUAAAUUCUAAUCCUAUUAAUCUCAAUCUGCCCUAGUAUCUUUAUUAUAGUAAGUUUUUAUGACACGGGGUAAUGUAUGAGCGGUAAGUUAUUGUAGAAAGGCCGCCACCCGCCCCUCUUCCGUGCCAUCAGGUGCUGCUGGUGUAUGUUAUUGUUUGUAAUUAGGUGUCAGACUCAGAAAUUAUAGCCUAAUCUCCACUCAUCCAAUAAAAUAUCGUGAGUUGAAAUUAGAGGUUUUUUUUCAGCUAGAAUAGAGUUUAGAAAUAACCCGAUUUACUUAAGGUUGUGUGUUUAUGAUACGUUAAUUGACCAUUCAGGAAUGGAUUUUAAGAUUGCUUGCA